GUGCGUAAGCUAAAAUGGCGCAAAAAGGGAGGGCAAAAGAAAGCAUAAUGUAACAAAACGAAACAAACAGAAAAGAAAAAGGAAGAGGAAGCCCAAUUGAUAACAGCAAUAAAAAGAACAACAAAGAAGGGAUGCUAAGGGAGAAAAUCCCAACGAAUUUAACCCUGUGAAGUGAAAUGCGAGGGAUAUAAGUGGGAAUAUAUGCGCACAUGCCCAUAGUUGUAUGGGAGAAAACAUACCCGUGUGCUUCUCCAUACCCAUGUGCCGCCCCAUACCCAUGUGCCGCUCCACACACUUGUGCUUAUGCUAGGCAACGGCUAACCAUGCGGAAGAAACAAAAUGAAUGACCCGAAGGAAGGUGUGAAAAUAGAACUGCUGCGCCUGAGCCCCCCAGCUCUGAACCUAAACAUUUGGAACUUGUUCAAAAUUAAGGAAGUAGGAAAUAUCGAUUUUGAAAAAAGUGAAAGUAAGGAGGACCUGAGCUUGUCAAAUGAAUUCAGCCUAAGUCUGCCGACCAAUUCUCGGAAGAUAUACCUUGGGCAGAAUUUGAAGUCCCAAAUUAAUAUUUCCAAUAAUUUGAAAAAUGAGAUUCAAAUAAGCUCAAUCAGUGUGGAUGUUAUGACAAGGCAGACGACGUUUAAUAUUUAUAGGAGUGUGGAACAUGUCACAGUGCAGUCGAAUUGUUUUUUUAACUUUUUAACAAGUUUUUUAGUGACCUUUGCGGACAUGUUCACAGUCCACUGCGCGGUGGAAUACCUGCAAGGAAGCGAAAAGAAAAAGUUGAGAAAGGACUUCAACUUUAUUUGUAAAAAUCCGUUCCACGUGAAGACAUUGAUACUGCAGAAGGAAGACAAAAUAUACAUAGAGGCGGUGGUGAGAAAUAUCGAAGAGGACAACAUAAUGCUAAAUGGUGUUACAUUUAAGGAUAUAAAAUGCGAAUUGAUAAAAUGUGAAGACGCGCUCAAAACGCAUGAUGGGCUGUAUUAUUUGAAGCAAAAUGAUGAGUAUUCCAUGAUUUUCUGUGUAAAGGAUGAGGAAAGCAAAUUACACAUUUUGAAAACUCCUUGCGAUGAAAAUAUAGCCAACAUAGAGAUGCUUUUCUUCACGAGCAAUGGCGGUAAAGGCAUAAACAAUUCCCACUUUUUAAAAAAAAACAUUGUUACAGAUAAUGUCCGGAUAUACCUGCAGCAAAAUGAGCAUCCUUUUUACGUAGUAAAUAAAAUGUACAAAUUUGAAAUUGUUUUUGAAAAUAAUACGGAUGAAAGCAUCCCUCUGGAAAUAUUCGUUCACAACAAUUCCGAUAUUCAUGUGGUGAACAAUUUUGUAAAGGCCCACAUAAUUGAGGAGAGAAAAAAAGUUUCCCAUUUUUUUUACGUUUUGUUUGUUAACCCUGGAAUUCAUUUUUUUAAUAAAAUUACGAUAUGUAAUAAAAGGACUAAAAAAAGAAUAGAUUACGUGAGGCUCUUCAGGCUGUUCGUGAAGUAG
Messenger RNA from Plasmodium vivax (malaria parasite P. vivax), 1485 nucleotides. RefSeq lists its product as hypothetical. Gene Ontology annotation, cellular component: TRAPPIII protein complex. NCBI's taxonomy places the organism in Eukaryota, Apicomplexa, Aconoidasida, Haemosporida, Plasmodiidae. The coding region runs from base 340 to 1485 and encodes 381 amino acids. The record is from RefSeq and is a predicted model, not a curated record. The transcript has 2 exons.